CGAUAAGUAGCUACUUUCACUUUGCUCACUUUGCUAAUACCUAUUUGUCAGAGCCUUUGUGGCGCGGCGUUCCGUGGUGGGCUCGAGCCUGCCCAAGUCGGCUUCGAGCUCGCGCCUCGAGCCACCAAGUUCCUCUCAUCCGCUAUCGAGAAAUGGUGGAUAUUCCAAAGCCGCGGCUUUAGCGAUGAGUGAAGUGUGGGAUAACACAUGCCUUGGGGGUCCGAGUGUUUCCCAUGUGUACUGUUGGCAUCCAACGUUAUCGGCCUGAUCUUCCCAGUCAUUUCCCGGCAAUAAAGAGUAGAGCCAAUGGAUAUAUACGACAGCGUUUCCUUGGACAAGCCCUGGAACCUCGCACGCUUCGCUCACGAGUACUCUGCCUCUUCGACCUCGACCUUGCAUAGAAAGCCCGCGCGUGACACGAUCCUCCAGUUAGCCCGGAACUCCCGAGACAUGUCUGGACGUCGCCCAAACACGACUCGCAGGACGCAAGAUGAUGACAAAGUCAUCAUACUCGAAUUGAAAUCGCCAAUCCACGUUGAUCGCUUUACACAGCCCAACGAUUCAAGGGUAAAGGUUGCCGCAGAGAUUGCUGCCGAUGCACUAUUCGACCCCGUGCGUGGUAUCAUCUCAUGCCUCGGCUGCAGUGGAGAUCAAGAAAUUUUCAAGAAACUCCACCUUGCUCUCGCACGAGGUACUGCCAAGGGUGCACACCUGUUUAUAGCGAUUGAUGAUCGAACGGGCCACGUCAUCGGAACCAUUUCUGCCUAUGCGCCCGGGACAUCUAUUAUGGGACAUGAUGAACAACAGGGAGAGGGGUUUGCUGACUUCCUCAAGGAACUCCCUCCGAACCUGAGAUUCUUUUGGGAAGUAACCGCUCCGAAUAUCCUCGCUGGCCUCGACAGUCUCAUAGACAAGAAACUUGGGACUACUGGAGGGAAGCUACCAGCCUGGGCCGUCAACAGCUUCGCCGUAAAGCCCGACUGGAGACUCAAAAAGGUCGGAAAGACUCUGUUGAAAGCUGUCGAGGAUGAGGUGAGGCGAGAUGAACCCGACCCGACCAAAAGGAUGCCGAUUCUAUGCGAGGCAUCUAACAAAACGAAUAUCAAGAUUGCUAAAGCCUUGGGGUUUGACGAGCUGAUAACUGUGAAGCCCGAGUUCCCACAAGUGCUCCUUCCGGAGUUCACCAUUCUCCGCAAGAAUGUCAGCGGUUAGAAAAGAAGGUAGAGACGCUUGGACGUCGCGCAGAUCGUUUGCGUAUAUAGCUGUGGUAUACAAACUCUUCUUUUGACUUGUUACGUCCUUUGUGCGCGUGCGGUUUUAAAUGAUAAUCGAGAGAAUCUAGGAGUAUUCACC
Molecule: messenger RNA, 1353 nt
Organism: Phanerochaete carnosa HHB-10118-sp
Lineage: Eukaryota; Fungi; Basidiomycota; Agaricomycetes; Polyporales; Phanerochaetaceae
Exons: 8
Coding region: 307-1212 (301 amino acids)
Molecular function (GO): acyltransferase activity, transferring groups other than amino-acyl groups
Source: RefSeq, a predicted model, not a curated record